Messenger RNA from Corythoichthys intestinalis (scribbled pipefish), 3279 nucleotides. It is a transcript of the gene hsd17b10, whose product is annotated as hydroxysteroid (17-beta) dehydrogenase 10. Gene Ontology annotation, molecular function: estradiol 17-beta-dehydrogenase [NAD(P)+] activity. NCBI's taxonomy places the organism in Eukaryota, Metazoa, Chordata, Actinopteri, Syngnathiformes, Syngnathidae. Gene Ontology annotation, cellular component: mitochondrion. Gene Ontology annotation, biological process: fatty acid metabolic process; estrogen metabolic process; androgen metabolic process. The transcript is spliced from 7 exons. The record is from RefSeq and is a predicted model, not a curated record. The coding region runs from base 2242 to 3024 and encodes 260 amino acids.
GAUUGUGUCGCGCUUGGCAUCUCGCGAGAUUUGAUCGGCAAAACUAAUCGUUCCGCUAGGAAAAUGGCGAAAAUGACCUGAAGACGUCCCUUCUUUUUCCACCUCCCGUUUUGUUUUGUCUGUCCACGAAGCAAGCCGUGGCUUUGCAGAUUGCUGUUUUUCUCCAGAGAGCGAAGAUCCUAAAACGGUCGGCUGAAGGUUUCCGUGACGACGGCAGUGGUGCUGUGGGAUGAGGUAGUAGUUUGUAUAGUUUUAGGAUCACACCAGAUCUGGGAGAUAACUAUACAUCCUACUGUCUUUCUCACGGCAACCAAAGCAUCCCGCUCGCGUGACAGCCAUUUUGGGAAUACAACUUUCAUUCCAUUUAAUUGAAAAAACUCGACACUCAACUUGCUCUCCAGAAUAAAAUCCCAUGUUUGAAAAUGUCUGAUUUGGACUCUUUAUUACGUACGAGUGAAAUGAUGAUUUUAGACUGCCCGUGAAGGCAACACCUGGUAUUCACAUAAAAUGAAGGACAGUCCGAUUGUCUUUAUCCGAUGAUUUCUAGUAGAGGUGCACGAUAAUUAUCGGUCCGAUAAUUAUCGGUCCGAUAAUAGGAUUCAUGACGUCAUCCCAAUAAAUCCGAUAACAUUAUAUAUUAUCGGCCCUAUUAAUAAUAUUUUUGGCACGGUGUCAGAUUGUGAUGUGUGUGUUUGUUUCCACUUCUGAUUUUCCAGUAUGCAAAGUUUUGUUACUGUCUUUGUUUUGUUCAUUAUAAUAAUGUUCAUGUCAUCAUGAAAAUUCCGGUUCGGUCAAAGGCAAAUCUAUGCUAAAUCAACCACUAGUAUUUUUUACCUACAGGUGUUCAAAAACUAAGGUGAAUAUACAUAGAAAAAUUAUAUAUAAUUGGUCAUCGUAUUGGUAUCGGCCUUGAGGAGCAGGAAGUUAUCGAUAUCGGUUUCAAAAAAUGGAUAUCGUGCACCCCUAAUUUCUAGUAUAAGAGUGCAAUUGCCUGUACGUGCCUUUAUUGCCAAUGAGUCAUUACUUUAAUGGUGAUCGAUAACGAGCAUUCUGAUUAUUUCAAUGACUCGUUUUUGUUGUCUUAUCAGGAUAGGCAAAACAUUUUAUCUACCUUUCAAUAACUUAAAUCUGUAUACUAUUUUUUUAUAUAUUUUUUUUAUUAGAAUAUGAUCAUGAUUAUAAUUUGGCACAGUAGAGCAGCACAAUCUUUUAUCCUAAUGUUACAAUGAUAAAGGCUAUUUUGUUGUUGUUCACUAAAACGAAUGAAUUGAUGAAAUGGAGAAUUGACUAAACAUUUUCGUUAUCUGAAAUAAAGACUAUGAAGAGAAAAACUGGAUUGUCUGUUCAAAAAACCAGUUUAAUAAAAAAUGAACACUUUUUCUUAAAAAUUGAAGUAAAUGCAAAUUGACACCUUAAAAAAUUCAGAUUUUCCAGGUGACCAAAAAAAUACGCACUUUACUGUUUUAUAUUUAAGAACAAUUAAAAAAAAAAAAAAAAGUAAAAAUAAAAUGACUCCGGGCCUUUUAAGUGAGUGACAAUAUAAAAAGAAGUCUGAAGAGGUAAAGAUAAUACUUUUUAAAGUCCUAACUAUAUCCAAUUUAAUUUUUUUUAAAUUGCUAUUUUUUUUAAUUUCAAAAAAGUGGGGAAAUUUUUGAAUAUUUACAAUCAAGUCAUUGGCUGCCAUUAACGGCGGUAGAUAACGGCUUUCUCAGCUUCAUGUAGCCGACAGUCAAAUUUAACAUGUUGAACUGUGAUAGCUCAUGUUUUGAAAUGAAUGACUUCAUGUUACAAGAAGGUAAUGUAAUUUUUUAUUACGCUUCUGCAAAAUUAGACUAAACUCGUGAUAGGACAUUUUUACGUAUAAACAUUCGGGAUACACUUUUGUUAACUAGUGUUAACAUGUAAAUCCGAGUGUCUCAGAUUGAUGACGUAAACAAGCGCGACUGACAGGAAAAAGUUGAGAGUUGUCUGCGGUUCAAUUAGCUUCGCUCAAAAAAAGCGCAUGUCUCGUAUGCCUCACGAACUACAAUCACUGAAAACUAUUUCUAUCGCUAAAAAGCUCCAGUUUUAUCCAAGUAAACACUUUACAUUUGGAAAUUAUCUGAGCGGUCGUGACUCGUGCUACCUGGAAAUGUCUUGUUGUUCUGGUUGGAGGAGUCGUCAGAUUUGACGCAUAGUGAUGAGUCUCUCAUUUACGGGAUCUUUGGCUAGCUGUGACGUCAUAGCUGCCUCCAAUCCAACAUGGCGAACAUUCGGUGUGUCAAGGGAAUGGUGGGCCUGGUGACAGGUGGGGCGUCGGGACUGGGCCGGGCCACCGUGGAACGUCUGGUGCGGAGUGGGGCGGCCGCCGUCAUCCUCGACCUUCCCUCCUCCGAGGGACAAGCGCUGGCGACCAGUCUGGGCGACAGAUGUGCCUUUGCGGCGGCAGAUGUGACGUCCGAAGCGGACGUGCAGUCAGCGGUCAACUUGGCGCGUGACAAGUUUGGCAAACUGGACCUGGCGGUCAACUGCGCCGGCAUCGCCGUUGCUGUCAAAACGUACAACUUCAAGAAGGACGUCCCACACACCCUUGAAGACUUCCAACGCGUUAUCAAGGUGAACAUCGCGGGAACGUUCAACGUGAUCCGGCUGGCAGCUGGCGCCAUGGCCAAGAACGAGGCGGACGCCGACGGCCACCGGGGAUGCAUCGUCAACACGGCCAGCGUGGCCGCUUUCGAUGGACAGGUCGGCCAAGCGGCGUAUUCUGCAUCCAAAGGCGGCAUCGUUGGUAUGACGCUUCCCAUCGCUAGAGAUCUGGCCCCCAUGGGCAUCAGGGUCAUCACCAUUGCGCCCGGUCUGUUUUCCACGCCGCUCCUGGCUGGGCUGCCGGAAAAGGUGCGCUCCUUCCUGGCUCGCCAAGUGCCCUUCCCGUCGCGUCUCGGAGACCCGGCCGAGUUUGCCCACUUGGUGACGGCGCUGGCCGAGAACCCCAUGAUUAACGGCGAGGUGAUCCGAUUGGACGGCGCCAUUCGCAUGCAGCCCUGAUGUGCCUUUUCCACCGCCGGCACUGUGGAAAGUCACGCGUUCUUCUCAUCACGUCGUUUGCUCGUAAAAAUAAAGGUUAUUGAUCAGUUUUUGAAUAAAAUGACUGAGUUUUUAUGAAGUGAAGUACACUGCGUUUUUUGUAAAUUGUAAUAUUACAAGAUUAAACUUGUAACAUUAGUACAAGAUUACAGUAGUAUUGGUACAAGAAAAAAGCUUUAACAUUACGAGAAUGAAGUCACGUUAUAAUUUUACAAG